Castor canadensis (American beaver) is the source of this 1400-nucleotide messenger RNA. The record is from RefSeq and is a predicted model, not a curated record. NCBI's taxonomy places the organism in Eukaryota, Metazoa, Chordata, Mammalia, Rodentia, Castoridae.
UCCCCCGGGUCGACUUCCGGCGAGCGGGCGAGUGCAAGCGGCGUGGCCGCGGGCGUCGGUUUUGUUUCCUUUUGAAUUCUUGCUUUGUGGACAGAGUGAUGGCAGCACGAGUACUUGUAAUUGGCAGUGGAGGAAGGGAACACACACUGGCCUGGAAACUAGCACAGUCUCAUCAUGUCAAACAAGUGUUGGUUGCCCCAGGAAAUGCUGGCACUGCCUGCUCUGAAAAGAUCUCAAAUAGUGCUGUCUCAGUCAGUGAUCACACUGCCCUGGCUCAGUUCUGCAAAGACGAGAAAGUUGAAUUUGUGGUUGUUGGACCAGAGGCACCUUUGGCUGCUGGAAUCGUUGGGGACUUGACCUCUGCAGGUGUGCGAUGCUUUGGCCCCACAGCAGAAGCAGCUCAGCUGGAGUCUAGCAAAAGAUUUGCCAAAGAGUUUAUGGACCGACACGGAAUCCCAACUGCACAAUGGAGAGCUUUCACCAAGCCUGAAGAAGCCUGCAGCUUUAUUAUGAGUGCAGACUUCCCUGCUUUGGUUGUGAAAGCCAGUGGUCUUGCAGCUGGGAAAGGGGUGAUCGUUGCAAAGAGCAAAGAGGAGGCUUGCAAAGCUGUUCAGGAGAUCAUGCAGGAGAAAGCUUUUGGAGUAGCUGGAGAAACAGUCGUCAUUGAAGAACUUCUUGAAGGAGAAGAGGUGUCUUGUCUGUGUUUCACUGAUGGGAAGACAGUGGCCCCAAUGCCCCCAGCCCAGGACCAUAAGCGAUUACUGGAGGGAGAUCAGGGGCCCAACACUGGUGGAAUGGGAGCCUACUGCCCAGCACCUCAGAUUUCUAAGGACUUGUUACUAAAAAUUAAAAACACUAUUCUUCAGAGGACCGUAGAUGGCAUGCAGCAGGAGGGUACUCCAUACACAGGAAUUCUCUAUGCUGGCAUAAUGCUGACCAAGGAUGGCCCAAAAGUUUUGGAGUUCAAUUGCCGUUUUGGUGAUCCAGAGUGCCAAGUAAUUCUCCCACUUCUUCAAAGUGAUCUUUAUGAAGUGAUUCAGUCCACCUUAGAUGGCCUGCUGGGUACAUCUCUACCUAUUUGGCUAGAAAACUACACUGCCAUAACUAUUGUCAUGGCAAGUAAAGGUUAUCCUGGAGCCUAUACCAAGGGUGUAGAGAUAACAGGGUUUCCUGAGGCUCAAGCUUUAGGACUAGAGGUGUUCCAUGCAGGCACUGCCCUAAAAGAUGGCAAAGUAGUGACCAGUGGGGGAAGAGUCCUUACAGUCACAGCCAUCCGGGAAAAUCUCACAGCAGCCCUUGAAGAAGCCAGGAGAGGACUGGCUGUUAUCAAGUUUGAGGGAGCAGUCUAUAGGAAGGACAUCGGUUUUCACGCCAUAGCCUUCCUCCAGCAGCCCAGGUAA